CGUUGCAAAGGGGGAAAAUAUACACAUACAUAUAUAUAUGGAGAUGCAUUGAUUGCAUGGAAUUCAACAAGCAAGCGGGGGAUUCGGCGAAGGAAGCUCGUAACAUGGCGGAUACGGAGGAAGGCUUUGGGCUCCCAACCACGCCGGCUGACUCCGAGUCCAAAGAGCUGCAGGCUGAAACCAAGCAGGACACUCAACUGGGGGCCACCAGCAAGUCGCCCACCUCUCCCCAGGCAGCCUUCACCCAGCAGGGCAUGGAGGGGAUAAAAGUGUUUUUGCACGAGCGGGAGUUGUGGCUGAAAUUUCACGAAGUGGGGACUGAGAUGAUUAUAACAAAGGCUGGAAGGCGUAUGUUCCCCAGUUACAAAGUGAAGGUCACUGGACUUAAUCCAAAAACUAAGUACAUACUGUUGAUGGAUAUUGUACCAGCGGAUGACCACAGAUACAAAUUUGCAGAUAAUAAAUGGUCGGUGACAGGGAAGGCAGAGCCGGCCAUGCCCGGGCGCGCCUCUUCGCCGGGCCGGGAUGUGGGACGGGGGCGCCGCGCUGUGACCCCCUCCAUUCCCACGGGGUGUCCUUUCCUUCUCCCCGUCCCCCAGAUCAUCCUGAACUCCAUGCACAAAUACCAGCCCCGGCUCCACAUCGUGAAAGCAGACGAGAACAACGGCUUCGGGUCCAAGAACACCGCCUUUUGCACCCACGUCUUCCCGGAGACCGCCUUCAUCGCCGUCACCUCCUACCAAAACCACAAGAUCACCCAGUUAAAGAUUGAGAACAACCCCUUUGCGAAAGGUUUCCGCGGCAGUGAUGACAUGGAGCUCCACAGGAUGUCCAGGAUGCAGAGUAAAGAGUACCCGGUUGUUCCCAGGAGCACAGUGAGACAAAAAGUGUCCUCAAAUCACAGCCCGUUCAGCGGUGAGACCAGGGUCCUUUCCGCCUCCUCCAACUUGGGGUCCCAGUAUCAAUGCGAGAACGGGGUGUCGAGUACCUCCCAGGACCUGUUACCACCUGCCAACCCGUACCCGAUCUCCCAGGAGCACAGCCAGAUCUACCACUGCACCAAGAGAAAAGAUGAGGAGUGUUCCACCACCGAGCAUCCCUACAAGAAGCCCUACAUGGAAACUUCUCCGGCAGAAGAGGAUCCUUUCUACAGGUCCAGUUACCCCCAGCAGCAGGGACUGAACACUUCAUACAGGACUGAAUCAGCUCAGCGCCAAGCAUGUAUGUACGCCAGCUCGGCUCCCCCCACGGACCCCGUGCCCAGCCUAGAAGACAUCAGCUGUAACACGUGGCCGAGCGUGCCCUCCUACAGCAGUUGCACAGUGUCUGCCAUGCAGCCGAUGGACAGGUUACCCUACCAGCAUUUCUCUGCCCACUUCACCUCUGGGCCGCUGAUGCCCCGUCUCAGCAGCGUGGCCAACCAUACCUCCCCCCAAAUAGGAGAUACCCACAGCAUGUUCCAGCACCAAACCUCGGUUUCUCACCAGCCCAUCGUGCGGCAGUGUGGACCUCAGACCGGCAUCCAGUCCCCCCCCAGCAACUUGCAGCCGGCAGAGUUCCUGUAUUCGCACGGAGUGCCUCGAACCCUUUCGCCCCACCAGUACCACUCGGUGCACGGCGUGGGCAUGGUGCCAGAGUGGAGCGAGAACAGCUAA
Molecule: messenger RNA, 1655 nt
Organism: Struthio camelus australis
Lineage: Eukaryota; Metazoa; Chordata; Aves; Struthioniformes; Struthionidae
Source: RefSeq, a predicted model, not a curated record